Messenger RNA from Lipotes vexillifer (Yangtze River dolphin), 2982 nucleotides. RefSeq names its product coiled-coil domain containing 57 (gene CCDC57). The record is from RefSeq and is a predicted model, not a curated record. Gene Ontology annotation, biological process: microtubule nucleation; cilium assembly; positive regulation of mitotic cell cycle. Lineage: Eukaryota; Metazoa; Chordata; Mammalia; Artiodactyla; Lipotidae. Gene Ontology annotation, cellular component: centriole; centriolar satellite; spindle microtubule. The transcript has 18 exons. The coding region runs from base 1 to 2982 and encodes 993 amino acids.
AUGCUGCCCCCGCCCACAGAGCAGGCCCUGAAUGCCCUGCUGGCUCGCAAGGAGGAGGAGUGGCGAGCACUGCAGGCCCAGCACUCCCAGAUGCAGGAGGCAGCCCUGCAGGACGCUCAGCGCCAGCUGGAGGAGGCGCAGGGGAAGCUGCGACGCCUGCGGGAGGACUUUGUCUACAACCUGCAGGUGCUGGAGGAGCGGGACCGGGAGCUGGAGCGCUACGACGCUGCGUUUGCCCAGGCCCGUGGGCUGGAGGAGGCCAGGCAGGCCGAGGUGAGCGAGCUCAAGAUCGAGGUGGCCAAGCUGAGGCAGGCGCUGGCCAGCGAGGCCCGGCGGGUGGAGGAUCUGCAGCAGCAGUCCCAGCAGAGGCUGCAGGAACACCGCCUAGAGCUGGAGCGGGUCCACAGUGACAGGAACAGUGAGCUGGACCAGCAGCGGGAGCAGUAUGGGAACCUGAAGUGGAAGCUGGAAAGGAAGCUGGAGGAGCUGGACAGCGAACUUGCCCUGCAGCGGCAGGAGCUGCUCCAGGAGUUUGAAUCUGAAAUGCAAAAGCGGGAGCACGCGUUCCGCCUGCAGGCUGACAGCAUGAGCAAUGUGGUCCUAGCACACGAGCUCAAGAUUAAACUGCUGAACAAAGAGCUCGUGGCCCUGAGAGAGGCCGGGGUGAAGGCUGCGGAGUCCCUGCAGAGCGCCGAGGCGGUGAAUGCAGAGCUGGAGGAUAGGCUGCAGCACAGAGACUGGGAACUCAGGGACCUGGCUGCCGUGAAGGACGCCCGGAUAAAAGACUUAGAGGGUAAACUUCACUCUGUGCAGCUCACCAAGAAAAAAGAAGAGGAGAUGUUUAGGAGGAAGCAUGAGGAGCUGGACCGUCUGGCCAGAGAGAGGGACACGGUGCUGAUGGCAGCGAAGAGCGCCCAUGUGGAGCAGCUGCAGGCGGUAGAGGCCAGGGCCCUGGAGCUGCAGGUGCACUGCGAGAACCUCGAGGUGCGGCUCCGCAGGGCUGAGUGGAGGCAGGCGGACACCACCAAGGAGAAGGACGCCGCCAUUGACAAACUUCGGGAAGAUGCAUCAGCUCUAAAAUCCGGCUGGGAUGCCCAGAUUGCUCAACUUUCCAGGGAGAUGAUCUCCAAAGACCUUCGGGUUCAGUCGCUGCAGGAAGAAGAGGUGAAGCUGAAGGCACAGCUGGCCAGAUGCCAGCAGGACAUUGGAAGGUACAAACAGCAGCUGUCUCUGGCAGUAGAGAGGGAGCAGAGCCUGGAGCGUGACAAGGUGCAGUUGGAGCUGGACUGGCAGCGCCGCUGCGAGGGUGUCGAGCGGGAGCAGUACCGGCGGGCUGAGGACUUGAUUCAGGGCCUAACCGCGGCCAGAGACCAGGUUGCUGCCAAGCUGCAGGAGACAGAGCGGGUGCUGUGUGGCCAGGAGGUGGUGCUGAAGGCCGUGACCCGAGAGAGAGACCAGGCUGUGCAGGCGCUGCGGACACGCGGGCUCCACCCUGAGGAGGAGGCGCAGUUGCUUGUGAGGUGUCAAGAAGAAGAAAUAAGUAAAAGUUUUCCAUCUACUGUGAUCCAGCAGCUACAAGAGCAGAACACAAGCUUGCGAAAUAUUAUUGCACAGAUGAGGAAAGAAAUGGAAACUCUAAGUGAUCAGAUUCUUCCUUCUGCCCAGUUAGGAGGGGAGACCUCACAAACAAACCAGCCUGACCCAAAGGCAGCCACUGAUUCAGCUGUACCUGAUUAUGUUCUGGCCCUUGAAGCAGAAAUCCGAACUCUAAAGCAUAAAUUUAAAACAUUGGAGGAACAACUGGAAGAUGUGUUAGAUCCUUCGAAGACGACCUCGUCCUGUGCUGGCGUUCAACCCAGUGUCCUGGCCUCCACAGACACCACCGGAGGAGCUGUGCCGGUCGAUGGUCCAUCCACGGGACUGGCGCUCCAGAGGCUUGGAGACAGGGCACAUCUCCUGAGCUUCCUGGUGGCACAACUCAGACAGAAGGUGCUGCGGGAACCCCUGGACAUGGACACCAUCCAGCGAGAGCUUCCCCACGAGCUGGACCAGGUGCACCUGGAGGUUUUGCAGCUGCGGAAGCAGGUGGCUGAGAUUGAGAAGCAUCUCAGGUCAGCCCAGAAGGAAGGCGGGGGUGCUUCAGGCAGGCAGCAACCGCACGCCUCAGACACCGAGGCUGUCGGGGGAGAGGUGGGUGCCCUGUGGGUGCUCUGCGUCCUGUGCGGGACUGGCAUGAAGGGGCGCGGUGCCUCCAGCUCACCCUCAGGCAUAAAGGGGCGCGACGCCUCCAGCUCACCCUCAGGCAUGAAGGGGUGCGAUGCCUCCAGCUCACCCUCAGAUGGUCCAGAGAGAGAGGGCCUGGCACGUGGAGGACCCGCAGGGACCGAGGACCAGGAGGCACAGCCCCCUCAGGCCCUGUCUGUGCCCCGACUCCAGAGGAAGCUCAAGGAGGCAGCCAGGAAAAUCCUGCGGCUGCGCCUGGAGAAGGAGCAGCUCCUGGAGCUGGGGAACCGGCUGCGUGCGGAGCUGGGCCACCUCACUGACUUCCCUCAGAGGGAAGAUAGGCAACACAGAAUCUCCACAGUGACUUGCAGAUCAGCUCCUCAGAAAGAAAACCAGUCCCCAAAGCCACGCCUGGCUCAAGAAUUCCAGGAGGAAAAUGGCCACCACCCCCAAAGGUCCUCAUCACUUGCUAGCAGUUCCCUCCAGGACACAUGGAAGUUACUGGACCUGGGAUCCAGCCCUUCUGGCCUCACUUCCCAGGAUGACUCGCCUCCAGAGCACCCAGCACCUCCAGCAGCCUACAGCCUCCAACACCCCAAGGGAAGCCCCGUGGUGCCUUGGGCGGCCUUUGCCGUCGAAGGGAUGAAGAUGGAAGCCCAAGCAAGGGGCAAGCCUGCCAGACACCCCAGGGCUCAUCCUGCAAAACCUAAAGGUUGCCAGCGGCCCCCCAAGAUUCGUAACUACAACUCCAAGGACUGA